GUUUCAAACUUUUUUUAAAGAACUUUUUUUAUUAGAGGAUAUUUUUUAUCAUUUAUCAAGCAUAUGUUCUGUCACUUGCUGAAAUCUGGGGUUUCUAUUCCUUUGGUAGGCCUUGGUACAUAUCAACUACGCUCAACUGGUGAAGAUGAUCUGGUACACCAAACAUUAGACCAUGCUCUUGGUUGUGGAUAUAGACUUAUAGAUACUGCAUCUGUUUAUCGAAAUGAGGCUGACAUUGGAAAAGCCUUGAAAACACUUUGUCCAAAGUAUGGACUCUCAAGACAAGAUCUUUUUAUAACCAGCAAACUUGGCCCAAAAAGUCAUGGAUUUGAGAAUGCAAAGAUGGCAUGUGAAAAAUCCAUCCAAGACCUUGAUUGUGGUUACUUGGAUAUGUAUUUGAUACACUGGCCUGGAGCACAGAAGCUUAAAAGUGAAGACCCAAUGAAUGCAAAACUCAGAGCAGAAAGCUGGAGAGCACUGGAAGACCUCAAACAAUCAGGGCUUGUUAAAGCAAUUGGUGUUUCAAAUUACACUACAAGUCAUCUUGAAGAGUUACUGGCAUUUGCAGCACAUCCUCCCACUUUGCUACAGGUAGAGUUUCAUCCCUUGCUGUACCAAAAGGACUUGCUGGAUUUUUGUAAUCAAAACAACAUUUGGUUACAAGCUUAUACUUCACUAGGACAAGGCAAGAUUCUUGAAGAACCAGUGGUGAAUGACAUUACUAAAAGAUAUAGCAUAUCACCAGCGCAAGUCUUACUCAAAUGGGGCUUGCAACAUGGAGUAGGGGUGAUUCCAAAGUCAACCAAUGCUCAACACAUAAAAGAAAAUAUACAGUUAUUUGACUUCACUCUUUCUGAAGAUGACAUGAAGAAACUGGAUGAAUUGAACAAUGAUAAGCAUUUUUGCUGGAACGCAAGCCAAGUAGCUUGAGCAUGUGAUGACAAUAAGAAACUGAAUUACAUUGAGGAACAUUUCAUCGAGGUAAAUGCGGCCAAUUGGAAGUGAUGCAAAUGUUUGACAUCGUUAUAUUUGGAUGACAGAGAGUGGACAACAGCAGGGAGAAACUGGAUGGCAUGGAUAAGAAAAAGAGCAUUAAUCUGCUGGGAUGCACUUCAAGUAGAUGAAUGUGAGAAUAAAAUAAUAGGGUUUGUAAAGCAGUUGCUGACAUGUUGUACUGUAGAGGACUUCAUUGAGAAGGACAUCAAAACAAUACAAACAUAUACCACAUAUUGCAUGUCGCAUAUUGCAGCAAUUCCUUGAUGACACAGUCUACUUAUGAGGAUAUGAUGUGGAUGCACAAUAUUU
This is a messenger RNA of Actinia tenebrosa (Australian red waratah sea anemone), 1305 nucleotides long. RefSeq lists its product as uncharacterized. NCBI's taxonomy places the organism in Eukaryota, Metazoa, Cnidaria, Anthozoa, Actiniaria, Actiniidae. The record is from RefSeq and is a predicted model, not a curated record.